GGGGUCUACAUGCACUCAUGCCGGUACGGCUACUCAUGGGUCUGACAAGCAAUCUUAUCCAGCGGCAACAUUAUUGUCACCUGCCUUGUGCCAAUGUCCGAAUCGCGCUGAUGCCCGUGCGUGCACCAUCGCAGAGUCCACCGUCUGACGGGGCUCAGAGAGCUGCGAGUCAUUAGGCGCAGCUCAGUCCUCUACCUUCACCCCAGCACGAAGAUCUAAGAGUGUUCUGCCGAACCCAGACAGCGCUCUUCUCAUCAUGUCGACCUCACUCGCUUUGCAAGCCUUUACGGCGUCCCUAGCGGGCAUCGCGAUCUAUGUGUCCAACAACGAUCCCAGCGGCUCCAUCGAGAAGCCAGCGGCAAGCUGGGCGUCAGGCGAGGAGCAGCAGGAAGACCGCAUCCUCAAGCCGAAGGAUUCCCAGUCGAUCAUCCGCAAGGUAGAAUAUUUCCUGUACAUGAAAGGCUCCGCCAUAUCCGGUGGCGCUCAAGGCCUCUUCUUGUUGAAGCUCUUCUUUGAUUCUCGCAAUGUGCAACCGAUCGAUGUGGUGCAUGCGCGUCCUUCAAGCGCAUACUUGACAGCCGUCACCCCACUCUACAUCAGCACCAUCUUCGCCGGCGCUAUCCGCUAUUGGUGCUACAGGGCAUUGAAGGAAUUCUUCACCUUCCGUCUGCAGGUCAAAGACGAGCAGAAUCUGGUCAAGACAGGACCCUACAAGUACCUCGCUCAUCCUUCUUAUUUCGGUCUCUUCUUUGCUUACAUAGGCAUGACGACCGUCUUGCUGGGACCUCUCAACGUUCUCGUCUAUCUGCUGGACGAUAAGCCGCUCUUCGAGUCAGCCACUUAUGCUUUGCCUUCUUGGAUGGUGGACGUUGUUGGAGGCGUCAAGAGCAUCAGUCUCAAUCCUCGCGCUAUUGCGCGCGCUGUGCUCUGUCUCGAAGCUAUUCAGACGCUAAGGACAGGGCUGUGGGUCGUUCCAACAAGGAUUGCCGAUGAGGAGAGCAUGAUGCGCAAGCAUUUUGGUCAAGAGUACGACAAUUACCUCGCCAAGCGAUGGAGAGUGUUUCCAUUCGUCUGGUGAAAGAGGAAAUCCCAUGCGCGAAAGGCGACACGGUCGGCUACCCUCACGACCGCAAGCGUGAUCUCGCAAAGGACCUUGGACGAAGCGGCUUGCUGGGCCCACAUAUA
Messenger RNA from Ceraceosorus guamensis, 1185 nucleotides. RefSeq lists its product as hypothetical. Gene Ontology annotation, cellular component: membrane. NCBI's taxonomy places the organism in Eukaryota, Fungi, Basidiomycota, Exobasidiomycetes, Ceraceosorales, Ceraceosoraceae. The record is from RefSeq and is a predicted model, not a curated record. The transcript has a single exon. Bases 257 to 1078 code for a protein of 273 amino acids. Gene Ontology annotation, biological process: C-terminal protein methylation. Gene Ontology annotation, molecular function: protein C-terminal S-isoprenylcysteine carboxyl O-methyltransferase activity.